This is a messenger RNA of Ambispora gerdemannii, 811 nucleotides long. The record is from the annotation of a GenBank genome assembly. NCBI's taxonomy places the organism in Eukaryota, Fungi, Glomeromycota, Glomeromycetes, Archaeosporales, Ambisporaceae.
AAUUGGAUCAAAAAUAUUCUUCCGAACAUUUCUGGUACCCACUAUCUUCGCAAAGAUAACCGAGAGAAGUUAGGAUAUGAGUUAAAUGAGAGAUACCUUUGUCAUUGUUUCGGAAAACCUAGAUCUACAGCUGAUACGAUGAAACGAGCUACUAAACCUUUAUCGGAUCGCAACCAGCCCCAUCCUACUCAAAAACUAUCUAAAAAAUUAGGAUGUAAAUCUUACCUGCGAGUAUUGAAACAUUAUAAUGAUAAGGGAAAUGCAGUUCGUGUUGUUCAUUACGCACUUCAUAAUGGACACACUCCUGGUGCUGAUGAAGAUUUAUGGUAUUUUCAAUUAUCCCAACAGGCAAAAAAAUGGAUACGCGCAAGAGCAAAAGAUGGAAUGAAACCUUUUCAAAUUGUGUCGAUGUUUCACCAGCGUAUUAAUCAACUUCGGGAUGUGGAUAAUCUGAGCUCCUUGACCUUAAUGCAAAAACGUGAUACAUAUCUUUCCUAUAUUGAUGUGUAUAAUGUUGUUCAUGAGGAAAUGAAAGGCGUGAUUUUUUUAGAUGACAAAAAAGAAAAUUAUAAUGAGGAUACAUCUAUUAAAGAAUGGAUCACCUUGUCGCAACAAGAUGGAUCUUAUACCUGCAGCAACUUGAUUUGGGGGUCACCCUUAGGUUAUAUAUAUGGAUUUCAGACUGAGUUUCAAAAAAAAGUAUUAAAAUCAAAAAGUGCGCAAACAGUAUGUCUGAACGGAACACAUGGAACAUCAUCAUACAAAAUGAAUCUCUUUACUUUAUUGGUACGGGAUGACGAGGGCGAACAAG